Messenger RNA from Gorilla gorilla gorilla (western lowland gorilla), 3779 nucleotides. It is a transcript of the gene FPGS, whose product is annotated as folylpolyglutamate synthase. The transcript has 15 exons. Gene Ontology annotation, molecular function: ATP binding; tetrahydrofolylpolyglutamate synthase activity. The coding region runs from base 1580 to 3322 and encodes 580 amino acids. Gene Ontology annotation, biological process: tetrahydrofolylpolyglutamate biosynthetic process. Gene Ontology annotation, cellular component: mitochondrion; cytosol; cytoplasm. The record is from RefSeq and is a predicted model, not a curated record. NCBI's taxonomy places the organism in Eukaryota, Metazoa, Chordata, Mammalia, Primates, Hominidae.
UUUUUAGAGAUGGGGGUCUCGCUUUGUUGCCUAGGCUGAUCUCCAGCUCCUCAGCUCAAGGGAUCCUCCUGCCUUGGCCUCCCAAAGUGCUGGGAUUAUAGGUGUGAGCCACCAGGCCCAGCCAAUUAAGCUGCAUUUUAAAACAACCAAGACAGACCCUAAACCUUGGAGCUGCUGACCCAAGCUCAUCCUCACCCCUCUUCCCCAGAGUCUACCCCAGGGAGGAACAGGGGCUGGCCAGUCAGGUGAGGGUUCUCUAGCUUUGGCCUCAAGCUCUGGUGUGACAUGGGUGCUGUUUUCACCUGUGGAGGGAGGUAUGUCACCUGGAAUAAAGGCUCGCCAGAGGGCAGGGCCUUGUGGGGCUUUUACCAUGUUCUCAGCACCUAGAUAGUGCCUGGCACACAUGAGUCUCUGGGAUACAGUGGAGUGAGUGCAGUGAACAGAUGGCCGAGGAGGCUGUGUAGAUGGGAAAGGCCUUCGCCAGCUUGCGGGGAUGAGCUCAGGCGGGGGACUGAGUUCUGUGUCCUGGCUUUUUGUUUGUUUUUUAAGAGCCUGGAGUCACAUCCUGCCUUUUUUUUUUUUUUUAAAAGGAAAAAUAGUUGUUUUAUUCAUUUGUACUUAAACCAGCCAAAGUAGUACUGAUGUCAUUAUGAUUCAGCAAAUACAAGAUCUCUUUCCACAAAUAUUAGGAUAACAAUCAAAAUAGGGACUAUAGUAAAACAGCCAAAAAGGGCUGAGGGAAUCAAGUAUGUUACAGUUUAACUCCACCUCGGUAUAAUUUUUAUUUUAUUAUUUUUUUUUAAGACAGAGUCUGGCGCUGUCGCCCAGGCUGGAUUGCAGUGACGUGAUCUCGGCUCACUACAACCUCCUCCUCCUGGGGUCAAGUGAUUUUCCUGCCUCAGCCUCCCGAAUAGUUGGGAUUACAGGUGCCUGCCACCCACUCCUGGCUACCUGGCUUCUUUUUGCCCAAGUGAUUUGGUGAAACAAAGCCUCUUCCUCCAGCGGACUUGGACUCUUAAGUCAGGGGUGUCCUGUGUCCACGCUGUACUUUGUAUACUCCUCUCCCUGGCCAGGAUCUCACCCUGGCAGGGCAAGGGCAAAACGGGCCCUAACUGUAAGGUGGGUGGGCUGGGAUAAGGAGGCCUGGAAGAGGCCAGAUAAAGCCAGCCCCAAGGUCUGGAAGCCUCCCAAGCAUAGCCCCCUCCCCUCCCACCCACCUGCCUGUCUGCGUGCUUACCUUUAACCUCCACCGAGUUGUUAUUUAACUCGCGGUAAGGUUCUGACCAGUCCCAUGCUCCACUCCAGAAACCCGCCAGGGAGGCUAAGUCCCUGGGCUGACCCUAGGAUGAGGGCAGGAACCUAUCAGGUAAAACCUUUCUCCCUGCACACUGGAAAGGCCAGAACUUCUGCCCCCAGUCCUGUCAGGGGAGGGGAGGCCUUGGCGUCUCCCAAAUCACGUUCUCUGGGUCAACAAGCCUCACAGUUCUAGUUAAAUCCUGGGCAGAGCUGGCUUGGCAGAGAUGCCCACACCUGUGCGUCACUUCGUGCCCUACCCAGAAGGGGAGCAGGAAAUGAAGGGAUGAAAGAUGCUGGGUCCCUGGCUGCCUCUUUGCCCAUGGCUGAGAAGUUCUGGUGGGAAGGAACCAUGGAGGGCCCAUCCGGAUAUCCUUCCUCAGCUAAAACUGCUUCCUUCCAGGAUGCCGUGCGCAUGCUCAAUACCCUGCAGACCAAUGCCGGCUACCUGGAGCAGGUGAAGCGCCAGCGGGGUGACCCUCAGACACAGCUGGAAGCCAUGGAACUGUACCUGGCACGGAGUGGGCUGCAGGUGGAGGACUUGGACCGGCUGAACAUCAUCCACGUCACUGGGACGAAGGGGAAGGGCUCCACCUGUGCCUUCACGGAAUGUAUCCUCCGAAGCUAUGGCCUGAAGACGGGAUUCUUUAGCUCUCCUCACCUGGUGCAGGUUCGGGAGCGGAUCCGCAUCAAUGGGCAGCCCAUCAGUCCUGAGCUCUUCACCAAGUACUUCUGGCGCCUCUACCACCGGCUGGAGGAGACCAAGGAUGGCAGCUGUGUCUCCAUGCCCCCCUACUUCCGCUUCCUGACACUCAUGGCCUUCCACGUCUUCCUCCAAGAGAAGGUGGACCUGGCAGUGGUGGAGGUGGGCAUUGGCGGGGCUUAUGACUGCACUAACAUCAUCAGGAAGCCUGUGGUGUGCGGAGUCUCCUCUCUUGGCAUCGACCACACCAGCCUCCUGGGGGAUACGGUGGAGAAGAUCGCAUGGCAGAAAGGGGGCAUCUUUAAGCAAGGUGUCCCUGCCUUCACUGUGCUCCAACCUGAAGGUCCCCUGGCAGUGCUGAGGGACCGAGCCCAGCAGAUCUCAUGUCCUCUAUACCUGUGUCCGAUGCUGGAGGCCCUCGAGGAAGGGGGGCCGCCGCUGACCCUGGGCCUGGAGGGGGAGCACCAGCGGUCCAACGCCGCCUUGGCCUUGCAGCUGGCCCACUGCUGGCUGCAGCGGCAGGACCGCCAUGGUGCUGGGGAGCCAAAGGCAUCCAGGCCAGGGCUCCUGUGGCAGCUGCCCCUGGCACCCGUGUUCCAGCCCACAUCCCACAUGCGGCUCGGGCUUCGGAACACGGAGUGGCCGGGCCGGACGCAGGUGCUGCGGCGCGGGCCCCUCACCUGGUACCUGGACGGUGCGCACACCGCCAGCAGCGUGCAGGCCUGCGUGCGCUGGUUCCGCCAGGCGCUGCAGGGCCGCGAGAGGCCGAGCGGUGGCCCCGAGGUUCGAGUCUUGCUCUUCAAUGCUACCGGGGACCGGGACCCGGCGGCCCUGCUGAAGCUGCUGCAGCCCUGCCAGUUUGACUAUGCCGUCUUCUGCCCUAACCUGACAGAAGUGUCAUCCACAGGCAACGCAGACCAACAGAACUUCACAGUGACACUGGACCAGGUUCUGCUCCGCUGCCUGGAACACCAGCAGCACUGGAACCACCUGGAUGAAGAGCAGGCCAGCCCGGACCUCUGGAGUGCCCCCAGCCCAGAGCCCGGUGGGUCCACAUCCCUGCUUCUGGCGCCCCACCCACCCCACACCUGCAGUGCCAGCUCCCUCGUCUUCAGCUGCAUUUCACAUGCCUUGCAAUGGAUCAGCCAAGGCCGAGACCCCAUCUUCCAGCCACCUAGUCCCCCAAAGGGCCUCCUCACCCACCCUGUGGCUUACAGUGGGGCCAGCAUACUCCGUGAGGCUGCUGCCAUCCAUGUGCUAGUCACUGGCAGCCUGCACCUGGUGGGUGGUGUCCUGAAGCUGCUGGAGCCCGCACUGUCGCAGUAGCCAAGGCCCGGGGUUGGAGGUGGGAGCUUCCCACACCUGCCUGCGUUCUCCCCAUGAACUUACAUACUAGGUGCCUUUUGUUUUUGGUUUUCCUGGUUCUGUCUAGACUGGCCUAGGGACCAGGGCUCUGGGAUGGGAGGCCGGGAGAGGAUGUCUUUUUUAAGGCUCUGCCUUGGUCUCUCCUUCCUCCUGGCUGAGAUAGCAGGGGGGGUUCCCCGGGUCUCUCACUGUUGCAGUGGCCUGGCCGUUCAGCCUGUCUCCCCCAACACCCCGCCUGCCUCCUGGCUCAGGCCCAGCUUAUUGUGUGCGCUGCCUGGCCAGGCCCCGGGUCCUGCCAUGUGCUGGGUGGUAGAUUUCCUCCUCCCAGUGCCUUCUGGGAAGGGAGAGGGCCUCUGCCUGGGACACUGUGGGACAGAGGGUGGCUGGAGUGAAUUAAAGCGUUUGUUUUUUAAAGAAA